Messenger RNA from Rubroshorea leprosula, 1501 nucleotides. NCBI's taxonomy places the organism in Eukaryota, Viridiplantae, Streptophyta, Magnoliopsida, Malvales, Dipterocarpaceae. The record is from the annotation of a GenBank genome assembly.
AUUGAGAGGGAAUUAUCAUUUAAUUUAUUUAAUUUGUGAAGUAGAGUUUUAUAUUUUCUGAGGUUGAUGGAGAAAUUCAGUAUCUUUCUGUUUGUUACAUGCUGAGUAUGACCGAUUGAUGCUAGAUGUAUGGCAUUAAUUCUAAAAGUAGUUUUCUUCUCAAAUUUCAACGAAAACCCUUAUAAGUUCUAAGUGACUGAUUUCAGUAGAGAAAUUUUGCUGUCCAGUAAGCGUGAUAGUGACAGUGAGGAGGAGGAAAGUGAUUAUGAAGAUGAGGUUGAAACUGUUAGCAAGAUGAUGAUUAAUGAAGGAUUGCAUGCAAGUUGGGACCAGCCAAUGUCUUCCACGAUGUUGAGCAAACAAGGCUACAAGUGUUGGCAUUCCAAUUGACUGAGAAGCUUUUAGUUCUUGUUAAAAGUAACGAGAGGGCAGUAAAGGCAAGGAUUGGCGGUGGUGGAGGAUUAAAUCUACCCAUCAGGCGGGAGAAAACCAGGAUUAUGCAGCUGCUAUAGCUUCUACUGGUGGUAGGUGGCAAGUACAUGUAUUUCCCUCAGGGGAAGCAAGGUAGAAGAGGGCGUCUAGGAUAUGGUGCUGGUGGUGCAAGAACAGUGGCUUUUGGUCAAGUUGCUGGAGGGGACUAUUGGUCCAAUCAGUCGCGAGAAGCAGGUAGAUAUUUCAGGAGGAUUGCUUCUCCGGUUAAAGGUUCCUAGAUGGAUGCUUCAAGCCACAUGGUCAAUCUUAACCAUGGGAAGUAGAGGAAACUGCAACCAUGCAAAUAAGCUUAGUGGAAUGCCCGCAAUCAACACAGAUGGAAUUUCAAGACCAACUCUGUCCUUAAAACCUGUAAAUUUGAGGAAGAUGCUAAACCCACCAUUACCAGAUAAUUCCCUCGGGAAUCUAAGUUGGCUGACAGCUUGUACCCAUAAUUCAACUGAGAAAGAGAUGGAAUUACCUUCGUUCGAGCAGAAGAGGGUUGGAGAACUUGUAUCGGAGACAGGUGCAGAAGUAUAUGGUUUCACCAAUUGGUUGAAUUUGGGUUUAAAUGAAAUUGAUUUUGGGUGGGGGAAGCCAAUAUGGGUUGGGUUUUUAGGUGAAGUUCAUUCUCCAUUCUGUAGUAUCACCGUUUUCAAGGAACUGGGAAAGAACAGUGCAGUCGAAGCUUGGAUUACUUUAGAGGAAGAGAAAAUGAGUGUUCUGGAGAAUAAUCCUGAAUUCCUCGCAUUUGCUUCCCCAAAUCCUAGCAUUCUGGCGGUGGAAUGAAUGAAUGAUCCAGCUGAAUUCCUCUGAAUUGCAUGCUCUCCGUUAUCAUUGUCUGUCUUUGGUGAUCUAAAUCUUUAAUAUAUUGAAAUAAACAAAUCUAGUGCAUAUUUUGAUGGCCAAAAAAUUAAAAAGAAAAAGAUUUUUGUGGUUUGGUGGCGAAGAGGCAUUCGCCCCCUACUUUUGUUUAUUAUUGAAAUAAAAUCUUUUGCCUUUUAAUUUUUAAUAAAUGAAUCUUAUUUUU